GAGUCAACAAGUAUGACUUAAUGAUGCUAUUGCACAUUAUUCGCUGCGACGGCGCAAUGUCGUUGUCUUGUCGCGAACUCCUGAUGGUAUAUUCAGCGGUAGCAAAAUUAUUUCACACUAUAUUUCUCACAGCAACCAUAUCACGGACUCAUCAAUUCUCUGAUGCAGGCUCGCGUACAUUUUAGUGGUGGAGCAAUCUGUCCUGAUUGUGUCAAACCCACGGACGGUCACAUAGUUUGCGUGGGCAGACAUGUAUGGGUUUGUGGUGCUUGUGCCACUCAGAAGAAAACUUUGGACAGUUCUGUACGCUGUCCAAGGUGCAAGGAUUGUUAUUGUUUCUACAAGUGCAACAUGAAGUACAUCGGAGUAUGCGAGGACUGCCAAAGGUCGACGCUAUGCAACGAUUGCAUGGAACUUGAAGAUGAUGAAGAUGAUGGGCAUCUGCCUGACGAGGGUGCAUACUUGAAGAGCCCAGUCCGCCUGACGGUGUGCGAACGAUGCGAUGUCAGUAUCUGUGCAGACUGCUUUGAAGAGCGCAGAUUCCGAGUCUGUUGUGGCCGUGUUUGUUGUCGGUAUUGCUCGGGGUACGAUGGCGAGUGUGGGACUUGUGGUGAAGCACCUAUGUACCAGCUCCCGGGUGCCCGACCUCAAGUUGCAAGGGAGUGAGGUCACUGAGGUGCCAGGCCGUAAGGUAUGUCAAUUUUCGUACACUGACAAAUGUUGGUUGCCAUUAAUCUUGACAUAUCGACAUAUUGAUAAGAACGAGUUCCUUAGAACUGCAGCCGAGCGAACUCUAUCACGAUUCAGAACCAACCAGUUUCAACCAGUAGUAGGGUGUUUUGACGGUGGUGUCCAAGUCCAAUAUUUGUAGCGUCGUGUUCACUCAUCCUAGCCUAGUAGGAUCGAUAUCAUUAUUCACGUCGGUGUACAUUGCAGUAGCCAAACUCGUCAGAAUCGUGUCCUCGUGUCAACUGUGCUUUUCGACCCUUGCGGUAUCAAAGAAGUACAGCCAGGAUGACUGCCAGUCUCGCAUACACCUUUAAUUGAUUAAGUUCACAAGAUAACGCUAUUGAUUGAGCGGCACGGUUGUAGCUCAUAGGAUACCCCAUUUCAGCCAGCCGGCACCAAUUAUGUAAAAGAGC
Molecule: messenger RNA, 1142 nt
Organism: Suillus clintonianus
Lineage: Eukaryota; Fungi; Basidiomycota; Agaricomycetes; Boletales; Suillaceae
Exons: 2
Coding region: 163-666 (167 amino acids)
Source: RefSeq, a predicted model, not a curated record